This is a messenger RNA of Aspergillus alliaceus, 3291 nucleotides long. Its product is annotated as UTP14 family protein. The annotation marks the transcript as partial. Lineage: Eukaryota; Fungi; Ascomycota; Eurotiomycetes; Eurotiales; Aspergillaceae. Gene Ontology annotation, cellular component: small-subunit processome; nucleolus. Gene Ontology annotation, biological process: rRNA processing. The transcript is spliced from 2 exons. The record is from RefSeq and is a predicted model, not a curated record.
CACCAACACCCCCCCAUACUUACACCUGCUGAGCAGUGUACAGGAAGCUCUUAGGGGUAAAGUUAACACUGUGGAUAUAUUUAUUAUAUUACGUCUUCUAAUAUUUUUACUUAAGGGUAUCCGCAACAAUGCCCCGCAAGCAAACCCAGUUGCGCGGUCCUCGAGAUCAGACAUACAAAAAACAGCCCCAAAAGAAGAAACCCAGCAAGGCUUUGAAUGCUCUCGCUAUCGCAGAGGCUCAAUUUCCCAUUAAACCGAAGAUUCGACGAAACCGACUAGGCGAUGACGACCAGUUCAAGCGCAAGCGACAUCCUGGUCGCGACGUGGAUGAUUCAGAUGGGCCUGAUAACAAGCGUCGUCGGACCGGUGACGAGUCAUCUGAUAUGAGUGAAAACGGUGGCGGUGAUGACGAAGGCCGUCGGUGGAGACUCGGGGAGGUCGGCAGUGAUAACGAUAGCGAGCUGGACAGUGACGAGGCCUUGGGUUCUAGCGAUGAGGAAAGAUUCGAGGGCUUCAGUUUUCGUGGCAGCUCUACGCUUAAAUCUAAGCGGAAGGGCACCGAAUCUAAGAAACGUGGUCGUCAGAUUAACUUGUCUGAAGAUGUCGAAGAAUCAGAAGAGAGCGAGGUGGACGAGGACGACGACGAUCUUGGUGAAGAUGCAGUGGAUUUGACUACCGCUUGGGACAUGAACAUGGCCGAAGAAGAGGAAGGAGAAAAGCGAAAGUCGUCGAAGGCGGAGAAGGAAGCAGAAGAUGAUGAUGAACAUGAUCACUCAGAGGGAAGCGGCUCCGAAAGCGACUUCGAUGACGACGACGAUAGCAGCUUCGAUGAUGAGAGCGAGCUGUCGCUGUCCGACGAUGAACUCGACGCUGGUAACGAGAAUGGUCUUUCGAAGCUACAGGAUUUUGUCAACUCUAUGGAAACGGAGUCUGCUAAGAAGACAACACGGAAAACAAGCGGCGGACAAGAACAUGGCAACCCAACAGAAUUUGGAUUGGUGUCUACACAGAAAUUGACUGUGGCCGACCUUUUACCAUCUAUCACAGACUCUCGCUUGAAGAACUCAUUAAAACACGUUGAUUCAAAUAUAUCUACGCACAAGUCGUCUGGCGUACCUGGAAAGUUAGAUGCUCCUCUUGCGAAGCGCCAGCAGGGCCGGCUGGACCGAGCUGCAGCAUAUGAGAAGAGCAAAGAAACGCUGGAUCGCUGGUUAGAGACUGUUAAGGCAAACCGUCGGGCGGAGCAUCUUGUAUUCCCUCUUCCCGAUCCCGAAGCAAAUCAGACACACCGAAUGAGUGCCGCGCAACCGCGAACGGAUCUUGAAAGCACUAUCCAGAAUAUCCUAGUUGAGAGUGGUUUGGCGGAAGCCAAUGGAAAGUCGGCCGAAGAUCAGGUACAAGAAUUCGAGGAAUUACAAGCGCGAAAACUACCUAUCGAAGAAAUUCGGGCGCGCAGAGCAGAGUUGCGGAAACGGCGCGACCUGCUUUUCCGAGAAGAAGUGCGAUCCAAGCGGAUCAAGAAAAUUAAGAGCAAGUCAUACCGCCGUGUGCACCGAAAAGAACGGGAGAAGUUAGAGCAACAAGAAAGACAAGCUCUUCUUGAAGCUGGAGUAGACAUUGAGGAACAAGAACGAGAGCAAAAUGAGCGGCGCAGGGCGGAAGCCAGAAUGGGUUCGAAACAUAAGGACAGCAAAUGGGCCAAGAGUCUCAGACAAACAGGACGCACUGCGUGGGACGAGGAAGCUCGACUCAGUACGGCUGAUCUGGCCCUGAAGGAGGAAGAGUUACGGAGAAGAAUUGAAGGAAAGCGAGUAUCGCAUGGAGACCAAGACUAUCUUGGGUCGUCAAGUUCAGAAUCUGAGGAUGAUGAUCCCUGGAACGAAGAGAAUAGCUCGGAUGUUGAGAAGCGCAAACUUCGCAAGAAAUUAGACAAGCUUGAAGAGGGCAGCGAUGUUGAAUCAGAAAUCAAGGGUCCUCACGCCAAGCUGUUUUCGAUGAAGUUCAUGCAAAAUGCGGAGGCUGCGCGCAAAGCGCAAAAUGAUUCCGAAAUUCGACGCCUCAAUCGCGAACUCCAUGGUGAAGAGUCCCAAUCAGAGGCCGAGUCUGAGGUAGGCCGGCGUAAAUUCGGUCAUUCCGAGCCUGCGAAGUCAGCUACGGAGGGCAAACCAAAACCUCUACCUCGAAAUGAGUUUGAAGAGGCCCCGGGGUCAGAUGAUGAAGACCCCCAAGCACCCGAAGCUGGUCAAGAAGUUGAUGUUGCCGUCAAUGGUCUUGACAAGAAAAAACCGUCACGGUCUGAUACCAAGUCUCGCGCACGUGGUACGCUUAGGUCUUCUGAACAGAAGGAAGAUGCUAUUGAGGAAGAAAACCCGUGGUUAAUUCAGACGAAUAGAAAUAACCGUCGAACAACAACAGAUGAUUCACAGCAGGGACUUGAUAUCACUGUGAAUUAUGCGAAGCCUGAUGGCACAAACACUAAAUCCAAGUCCCUUUCCAAUAACAAACAGGAGAAACCAUCCAUACGUUCCAAAAGCCAACAUGUUGAUGAGGGUGAUGAUAGCGAUGAUGAGGGUAGCGUGCCAGUGCUUCUGAAGAACCAUGACCUUGUUAAGAGAGCCUUCGCUGGGGAUGAAGUUGUGCAGGACUUUGAACAAGAGAAGCAUGACACUAUCAAGGAGGAAGGUGACCAAGUGAUCGAUAACACCCUGCCAGGCUGGGGCAGUUGGGCAGGUGAUGGUAUCAGUAAAAAGCAGCAGAAGCGACAGAAACGAUUCCUUACUAAAGUCGAGGGUGUGAAGCCUGAGAACAGAAAGGACGCCAAACUCUCUCGUGUCAUCAUUAACGAGAAACGACUUAAAAAGAACAACAAAUACCUCGCUACUCAGCUUCCCCACCCCUUCGAGUCGAGACAACAGUACGAGAGGUCUCUUCGUCUCCCUAUUGGCCCCGAGUGGUCGACGAAGGAAACUCUACAGAACGCAACCAAGCCUCGCGUGAUGGUCAAACAGGGCAUCAUCAAGCCGAUGGAAAAGCCUAUGAUUUGAUUGCGAUGCAUUGGGUCCAGGACGGUUGUUGGCGGGAGCAGGGAUCGCCGAUACUGUUGGUCAUUAUUCUACUUGAUAUUCUUUUUCUUUUGAUGUGUUCAUAGAUUGCGGCUUGCAUCACGAUGCACUGUCAUCGAUUAGAUGACGAAAAAGAGUUACGAUCCCCGAUUUGUUGCGACUAUCUUUGAGUUUUUUAUUAUCUACCCCCUUAACUGCCGUCCGUGUAGAAUUCUGGUAUAUACAUUGU